Molecule: messenger RNA, 2409 nt
Organism: Benincasa hispida (wax gourd)
Lineage: Eukaryota; Viridiplantae; Streptophyta; Magnoliopsida; Cucurbitales; Cucurbitaceae
Source: RefSeq, a predicted model, not a curated record
AUGGCGAAUGGAUAAUUUUAACCAUGGUCAGUGAUUUGUUAUGUAAGUAAUAUAAUGAGUAGACAAGGUUUUUCAUUUGCGCUUGGGUCGGGUUUGUCUCCUCAUUCUCAUUGUAGGGUUUUACCAAGAUUUUACAAUGGCAACCAUGGCCUCCUUCUUCUUCCCCAUUCCCACCAUUAAUGGCUGCACUAAAUCAUCUCCUCUUGUCCCUCUCCACCGCUUCAACCUUCCCCAACCUCCCUCCUUCUUUCCUCUCACUUUUUGCCCCUUCCCUUCCCGCUUUCCCUUCCUCCUCACCUCUUCCCAUUUCGUUCGUUUCGCCUCUACUUCCUCCGAUGCUCUUCCCUUUUCCGAUGGCCCUCCAGAAGAAGACCCACUUCAUUCUUUGGCCGAAGCCCGGCUCGCCGUUUCCGAGUAUCUACAGCGUUUCGGGGUUUCGGAGGACGAAUCUGUCUCCAUCGCCUCCAAUUCCCCUCGUUUCUUGAAGAUGCUCGUUGAUGGAGUUCGGGAAUUGGACGAGACAUCCAUGUGGGUUUCCUGGAGUAAGGAAGGAGGAGAACAGCCGUUGGUUGAUGAUUUUGGGUUUAAGGAAAAGGUGGGUUUGAUGGCCAUGGAGAAAGGUGACCAUGGGAAGGUUGCUUUUUUGGAAAGCGUCGGUAUGAAUCUUUCUUCAGCUAUGAAUGUUGCUCGCUACCUCUCUGGAGAGAUGCUUCCAUCUCUCAUUUAUAAGGUAAAAUAUAUGAAGGGACUCUUCUUUUCUGGCAGCGGUGAUGGAGAAGUCAUAGGAAAAAAUGCUCGUCGGAUGAUGACCAACUUAUCAAUUCCUCCUGAUGAUGAUGUGCAGCAGACUUUGUCCUUUUUUGAGAAGAUUGAAGCCAGGCGUGGAGGCCUAGACAUGUUGUGUUCAAAUGAAGAAUCCUUUCGCCUCUUACUUGAAUCAUUUCCUCACAUGCUUUUUUUGUCAGUAGAAUCCCAUGUAAAGCCAGUGGUAGAAUUUCUUGAAAACAUUGGCAUCCCUAAGGAACGCACGAGGAGUAUGUUUCUGCUAUUUCCACCCAUCAUUUUCUUCGAUACUGAAGUCCUCAAAUCAAGGAUACUAGCUUUUGAGGAGGUUGGCAUAGAAGCGACGACAGUUGGUAAAUUGUUACUUAAAUAUCCAUGGAUUACAGCCAAUUGCAUCCAAGGCAACCUUAAACAGAUUGUUUCUUUCCUUGAAUUGGAGAAGGUACCAAAUGCAAGCAUUAUCAAUGCAAUCAGCAGUUGGCCACUGAUUUUAGGAAGCUCAACUAGUAAAUUGCAAUUGAUGGUGGACAGGUUUGGUGGGCUAGGUGUUCAAAGCAAGAAGUUGGGUCAGGUGAUAGCCACAAGUCCUCAGAUAUUACUUCAAAAACCUCAAGAAUUUCUUCAGGUCGUUUCAUAUUUGGAAGAGUUAGGGUUCGACAAAGGAAGUGUUGGUAGAAUAAUUACUCGUUGUCCAGAAAUAUCUGCAACUAGUGUUGAGAAAACGCUAAAGAGGAAGAUUGAAUUUCUCAUCAGUAUUGGAGUUUCUAAGACUCAUCUACCUCGUGCAAUUAGAAAAUAUCCAGAGCUUCUCGUGUCUGACCCUGACAAAACUUUACUCCCGCGUAUAAGGUACCUGAGGCAGAGAGGGUUCUCAGAGAGGGAUAUUGCCUUCAUGGUUGGUAGAUUCUCUCCUGUACUGGGGUAUAGUAUAGAGGAGGUAUUGAGACCCAAACUAGAUUUCCUUGUAAAUAUCAUGGAGAAGUCAAUAAAGGAAGUGGUCGACUAUCCAAGGUACUUCAGUUAUUCGUUGGAAAAGAAGAUAGUUCCAAGGUUCCGUGUGUUGAAGGGGAUAAAUGUAGAAUGUAGUUUAAAGGAUAUGUUGGGUAAAAAUGAUGAGGAGUUUGCUGUUCAGUUUAUGGGCUACAAAGGAACAGAACAUUAGAUUUGCCUAAACUGACAAAGAGGGAGCUGCCCCGGGGAGAAAAAGCAUGGAGUUCAUUGUUGCAUGCCAAUUCACAAAGCAAUUCAAGAUUUUUCAGUAUGAUCAACUCUUGGUGGGGAUUAGCAUUGGCAGGUCACUAAUUGGAGAAGAAGCUAAUCUAUAGUUUUUGGUUUGAACAAAGCAAGUUUGCGCACCGGCCAGAUCCGUUGGUUCAUUCUAGUCCUAUUAGCUAGAACUUAUGUGUAUUUCAUACGUAGUUUUCAAUGUUAAAAUAUGGCUAGGGUAGGAGUUAAGGACUUGGGAUCAGAACUUCUUAAAGCAAUGCCUAUAUGAUUUAUACUGCAAUCAUCGUGUUUUCUAUUCAAAAUUUCAGUCUCUAGUUGCCUUCUAAUUCUAUAAAGCCUCCCUUACCUGUAGUUUUAUUUUUGUUAAUUUGAACUUUAUAUACAUAUUCUUAAGCUUAA